AUGUCAUCAGAAGAGCAGAAAGUAGCUCCUCCACCUGACCUCUUACCUGCAGAACAGGCCAACCCGGCUGAAGGAGCCGCCGCUGCCGUCGCUCCUGGAAGUCCAGCCGAAGGUGGAAAAGAGCAGUCGAAGAACGCAGCCAAGAAAGAAGCUAAACGACUUGAGAAGCUUGCCUUGAAAGCUGCUAAAGGACCUGCUGUAGCUCAAGGCGCAAAGAAGGACAAAUCAGAGAAGAAGGAGAAGAAAGUUGAAGCUCCUGCAGAGGAAUGGGUCAACACUACACCGAAAGGAGAGAAGAAAGACGUGUCUGGCAAUCUUCCAGCAGGGUAUGAUCCAAUUCAAGUUGAAGCUGCUCAUUACGAUUGGUGGAAUGCCAAAGGAUUCUUCAAACCUCGUUAUGGACCUGAUGGUAAACCUGUCGAAAAGGGUACAUUCUGUAUCACCUUCCCUCCUCCAAACGUCACUGGUAAUCUGCAUAUCGGUCAUGCUUUGACAGUCUCAAUUCAGGAUGCUAUGAUAAGAUGGAAACGAAUGCAGGGAUACACUGUACUUUACCUUCCCGGAUACGAUCACGCCGGUAUCGCUACUCAGGCAGUUGUAGAACAAAGGUUGAUGAAGACCGAGGGACAUUCGAGGCAUCAUUAUGGGAGAGAGAAAUUCUUGGAGAAAGUAUGGGAUUGGAAAGAUCAAUAUCAAACCAAGAUAACGAAUCAGAUGGAGAGACUUGGUGGUUCGUUCGAUUGGGAUAGAGUAGCAUUCACGAUGGACGAGUCUCUGAGUAAAGCCGUCCGAGAAACCUUCUGCAUCUUGCACGAGAAAGGGUUAAUUUACCGUGCCAACCGAUUGGUCAAUUGGUGCUGCUACCUGAACACUAGUUUAUCGAAUCUCGAAGUCGAUCAAAUGGCUCUGACCGGUAGAACACUGCUGAACGUCAAAGGUUACGAUGCCAAGGAGAAAUUCGAGUUUGGUGUAAUCACUUCUUUCGCUUACCCGAUCGAGAAUUCUGACGAAAGGAUCAUUGUCGCUACCACUCGACCUGAAACCAUGCUUGGUGAUACUGCCAUUGCUGUUCACCCUGAUGAUCCUCGAUACAAGCAUCUCCACGGCAAAUUCGCUGUCCAUCCCUUCAACAAUCGACGUAUACCCAUCAUCACCGAUGCCAUCACUGUAGACAUGGAGUUCGGUACUGGUGCUGUCAAGAUCACUCCUGCUCAUGAUCCUAACGAUUUCGAAUGUGGUCAGCGUAAUAACCUUGAAUUUAUCAGUCUAAUGAAUGACGAUGGUACAUAUAACGAGAAUGCCGCUCCUUACCAAGGCAUGAAACGAUUCCACAUCAGGAACGAGAUCAUCAAGGCUUUGAAGGAGAAGGGCCUUUAUGUCGAGCAAAAGGACAAUGAAAUGCAAAUCCCUAUUUGCUCUCGAUCCGGUGAUGUCGUCGAGCAAAUCCUUAAACCUCAAUGGUGGGUCAGCUGUCAGCCUAUGGCCGAGGACGCUCUCAAACGAACACGUGCCGGUGAACUCGAGAUCAAACCUAAAACUUCUGCUAGUGAUUGGGUCCGAUGGAUGGAGAAUAUGCAAGACUGGUGUAUCUCCCGACAGCUUUGGUGGGGUCACCGAUGUCCUGCUUACCUCAUCAAAUACCAUGGUGAAGCUCCUGAUACCGGUGAUGAUAAGAAUUGGAUCGUUGCUCGAAGCUUUGAGGAAGCCGAUGCUAGAGCCAAAGAGCAAGCGAACGGGCGCAAAUACACUCUUGAGCAAGAUGAAGAUGUUCUCGAUACUUGGUUCUCAUCGGCUCUCUGGCCAUUCUCCACUAUGGGUUGGCCAGACAAGACGGCCGAUGUAGAGAACUUCUACCCUAAUAGUAUUCUCGAAACUGGAUGGGAUAUCAUCUUCUUCUGGGUCGCCAGAAUGGUCUUCUUCGGAAAUGCCCUUACUGGUAAAAUGCCUUUCAAGGAAGUCUACUGCCAUCCAAUGAUCCGAGACGCCUAUGGACGAAAGAUGUCCAAAUCACUCGGAAAUGUCAUUGAUCCUCUUGAUGUUAUCACUGGUCAAAACUUGCAAAAACUCCACAACGAUCUACGAAUGGGUAACUUGCCUGAAAAAGAGAUCGUUAAGGCUGAAGAUGGUCAAAAGAAGUUGUUCCCCAAAGGUAUCCCUCAAUGUGGUACGGAUGCUUUGAGAUUCACACUUUGUAACUAUACUUCAGGUGGUCGAGAUAUCAAUAUGGAUAUUGGACGAGUUGAAGGAUACAGAAAGUUCUGUAACAAACUUUGGAACGCUACCAAGUUCUGUUUGUUCAGAAUGGAUUUGGUAGAUUUGAAUGGUGUAAGACAACAGAGUACAUUCGUUCCCAAUGCUUCGCCAUUGCCAACGGGUCAAGAAGGUUUGGUCGAGAAAUGGUUGUUCCACAAACUCAACCUCGCGUCUGCAGCUGUAUCUAAAGCAUUGGAAGCUAGAGAAUUCUCAGAUGCUACCAAUGCGGCUUACCAGUAUUUCUUAAAUGACCUGUGUGACGUCUUCAUCGAAGCGACUAAACCUCUAUUCGAAGCUAAUACCGAUGCUGCCUCAAAACUUUCCGCUCAAAAUACCUUAUACACAUGUCUCGAAGGUGGUUUGAAACUGUUGCAUCCUUUCAUGCCUUACGUUACUGAAGAUCUGUGGCAGAGAUUACCAAGGAGAGAGGGCGAUAAGUGUGAGACAAUCAUGUUGGCUCCUUUCCCUGAAUAUAUCUCUCAACAAGAGUUCCCUGAAGCCGCAGCGGAAUUUGACGUAGUUGUAGAAUGUAUCAAGGCUGCGCGAUCUAUCGUUGGGUUGUACAACUUGCCUACGAACGGUAAGACCAUCGAGGAUAAAAUUACUGUUAUCGUCCAAGUCAAGACCACUCAACAAAGACAACUUCUCGAAUCUCAAGAAUCCAUCAUCAUAGGUCUAACCAAGGGGUGCGGUACAGUCAAGUUCAUUACCGAUGAUUCUGAAGUACCUAAAGGAUGUGGAACUGAGUUUGUCACUGCGGACAUCAACGUUCAUAUACCCGUUGCUGGCAAAGUAAACGCUUCGGCAGAAGUUGAUAAGCUCCAAAAGAAAUCCGCUAUCGUCGAAUCAAACAAGAACAAGUUGAUUAAGUUGAUCGAACAACCCAAUUAUGAGACUACGAUUAAAGAGGAAGUUCGAAAUUCCAAUUCAGAGAAAUUACAGAAUUUGGAAGUUGAGAUUGAAACUCUUAGAUUGGCUAUUGAGAGAUUUCAAGCUAUUUUGUAG
Molecule: messenger RNA, 3258 nt
Organism: Kwoniella botswanensis
Lineage: Eukaryota; Fungi; Basidiomycota; Tremellomycetes; Tremellales; Cryptococcaceae
Product: valine-tRNA ligase
Exons: 20
Coding region: 1-3258 (1085 amino acids)
Biological process (GO): valyl-tRNA aminoacylation
Cellular component (GO): cytosol
Molecular function (GO): aminoacyl-tRNA deacylase activity; valine-tRNA ligase activity; ATP binding
Source: RefSeq, a predicted model, not a curated record